Messenger RNA from Acanthisitta chloris (rifleman), 1789 nucleotides. Its product is annotated as ATP-dependent RNA helicase DDX19A. NCBI's taxonomy places the organism in Eukaryota, Metazoa, Chordata, Aves, Passeriformes, Acanthisittidae. Gene Ontology annotation, biological process: poly(A)+ mRNA export from nucleus. The record is from RefSeq and is a predicted model, not a curated record. Gene Ontology annotation, cellular component: nucleus; cytoplasmic stress granule. Bases 266 to 1378 code for a protein of 370 amino acids. The transcript has 11 exons. Gene Ontology annotation, molecular function: RNA binding; RNA helicase activity; ATP binding.
CACUUUACACCUGAAGGAUGAAAAAACCAAACCAGAUGCCAAUGGUGCUGUUGUCAAGGCAGAUGACAACGUGGAGAAGACAGAGGAUGAGGAGAAGGAGGACAGAGCUACACAGUCCUUGCUGAACAAGCUGAUCCGCAGUAACCUGGUGGACACCACAAAUCAGGUGGAGGUGCUGCAGAGGGACCCCACAUCACCCCUCUACUCUGUCAAGUCCUUCGAGGAGCUGCGCCUGAAACCACAGCUCCUGCAAGGAGUCUAUGCCAUGGGCUUCAACAGACCCUCCAAGAUCCAGGAGAAUGCCCUGCCCAUGAUGCUUGCUGAGCCCCCUCAGAACCUGAUCGCACAAUCGCAGUCCGGUACGGGCAAGACAGCUGCCUUUGUCCUGGCCAUGCUCAGUCGUGUUGAACCUGGGAACAAGUAUCCACAGUGUUUGUGCCUUUCCCCAACAUAUGAGCUGGCACUCCAGACAGGAAAAGUGAUUGAACAGAUGGGAAACUUCUACCCAGAGCUGAAACUUGCGUAUGCUGUCCGAGGCAAUAAAUUGGAGAGGGGGCAGAAGAUCUCGGAGCAGAUUGUAAUUGGCACACCGGGCACUGUGCUGGACUGGUGCUCCAAGCUGAAAUUCAUAGAUCCCAAGAAGAUCAAAGUGUUUGUCUUGGAUGAGGCUGAUGUGAUGAUUGCCACCCAAGGCCACCAGGACCAGAGCAUCCGUAUCCAGAGAAUGCUCCCCAGGGACUGCCAGAUGCUUCUGUUUUCAGCCACUUUUGAGGAUUCUGUGUGGAAGUUUGCUCAGAAAGUUGUUCCUGACCCAAACAUUAUCAAACUGAAGCGUGAGGAAGAGACCCUGGACACUAUCAAGCAGUAUUAUGUGCUGUGCAAUAACAGAGAUGAGAAGUUCAGAGCUCUCUGCAAUAUCUACGGCGCCAUCACCAUUGCCCAGGCCAUGAUCUUCUGCCACACUCGGAAGACAGCAGGGUGGCUGGCAGCAGAGCUCUCCAGGGAAGGCCAUCACGUGGCAUUGCUGAGUGGGGAGAUGAUGGUGGAGCAGAGAGCUGCCGUGAUCGAGCGAUUCCGAGAGGGCAAGGAGAAGGUGCUGGUGACCACAAACGUCUGUGCCAGAGGGAUUGAUGUAGAGCAGGUCUCAGUUGUGAUCAACUUUGACCUUCCUGUGGAUAAGGAUGGAAACCCAGACAGCGAGACCUACCUGCACCGCAUCGGCCGCACCGGGCGCUUCGGCAAGAGAGGCCUGGCCAUCAACAUGGUGGACAGCAAGCACAGCAUGAACAUCCUCAACAGAAUCCAGGAACAUUUCAACAAAAAGAUAAACAAAUUGGAUACUGACGACUUGGAUGAAAUUGAGAAGAUAAAUAACUGAGCCAGCUGCUGGAAUGGUGUGUACCCUGCUGUGGAAGCUCUCCCACUCCAAUUGGAUCAGCGUUCGGAUUGGCACAGCCUCUCGGCUCGUCCUGACAAGGACUUUUCAAUAUAUGAAUACACAAAAAUUACCUCAUUUUCAAAAGUGUGGUUGGACUUUAAAUUGUGCAACUAUGGGGAGGAAGAGGAAAUGUUUACAGAAGCUUUUAACAUUUCUUAGUUUAGCCUUAAAAAAAAAAAAUUUAACAAAAUGGGAUGAUCUUUGGAAUUCUGAGACGUACACUUGCCAAAAAAUGAGGGGCAGUGUGUCUCCAAUUGGGAAAGAAAAAAACAUUCUUGCCUUUAAUUGGAACAAUGUGCAGCAUUAACCUCAUCAGCUCAAAUUCAACAGCUAUAAUGGACAUAAGUAAAG